This is a messenger RNA of Eutrema salsugineum, 1333 nucleotides long. RefSeq names its product cytochrome P450 72A11. NCBI's taxonomy places the organism in Eukaryota, Viridiplantae, Streptophyta, Magnoliopsida, Brassicales, Brassicaceae. Gene Ontology annotation, molecular function: oxidoreductase activity, acting on paired donors, with incorporation or reduction of molecular oxygen; monooxygenase activity; iron ion binding. The record is from RefSeq and is a predicted model, not a curated record.
AGAAAGAAAUGUUUUAGAAAACCUAGAACAUUUGCUGAAAUUUACUCUGUCUCACACUUUUUUUGACUUGCUGGAUACGCAAAUUAACAACGAUUUUAUCAAUAAAUAUAGAGAAUACAUAGCAUUUUCAUCUGGCAUCUUCCAUCCUGUAAAAAAACAAAACAAAAAAUCCAUCUAGUAAAUUUCUGAGAGAAGUGCGUUUAUGAGGGAUACAGAGAUUUCAGCGGUAGCAGCUGCGGCUGCGAUUGUGGUGGUAACUGUGGUUGCGGUAUGGAUAUGGAAAGGUCUGAAUCUGGCUUGGCUUAGACCAAAGAAACAUGAGGCUUACCUAAAGAGACAAGGUCUCUCUGGAACUCCUUUCACCUUUCUUAUCGGAGACGCUAAAAAGGAAGCCAGUAUGGUGGAGCAAGCAAAGUCCAGACCCAUCAGUCUAGCCGACGAUUACACUUCACGUGUCAUACCUCUGAUAUUACAGACCGUUAAGGAUCAUGGUAAGCAACGAAAGACAUCUUACAUGUGGUUAGGACCUACAGCGAGUGUUAUCGUGACGAAACCAGAACACAUCAAAGAAGCUAACAGAUUCAACGAUUUCCCGAAGCCGCCAUUGCACCCACAGAUCAUCAUGAAAAGACAGAGAGCUAUGGAAGCAGGGAAGGCUCCAAAGAAUGAUCUGUUGGGAAUACUUUUGGAAUCGAACUCCGGAGAUCGGUGCAGGCUGUUUCACUUUGCGGCCCAAGAAACCACUGCGGAGCUGCUUGUGUGGACUAUGAUUAUGCUGAGCCAUCACCAGAAAUGGCAAGAUAAAGCUAGAGAUGAGAUCUUACAAGUCAUUGGGAAUAACAACAAACCCAACUUUGAUGCACUCUCGAAGCCCGAGAGAUUCGCAGAUGGGAUCUCAAAGACCACGAAGAACCAAGUCUCGUUUCUUCCGUUUGGAUGGGGACCAAGAUUCUGUCCAGGCCAGAAUUUCGCUCUCAUGGAAGCUAAGAUGGCUCUUGUCUUGAUUCUGCGGAGAUUCUCCUUCGAGCUGUCCCCAUCGUACACUCACGCACCUCACACGGUUCUUACACUUCAUCCUCAGUUUGGUGCCCCGUUGAUCCUCCACUUGCUCGUAGAUCAGUAAACUAAGUUUCCACAAGUUUUUUUUUUUUUUCUGUAUCAAGAUUCAAGUUUCAGUAGCAUAUAGUUCCCAAAUAAUAACGAGGAGAUCAAGUGAAUUCUACUACGAAAUUCUCAUGAAUUCUUCGCCCAUCAAGAAUAUAUAGCAUCUAAAUAUGUAAUAGUCUUUGCCAAAAAAAGAAAAAAAAAGUGUAGCUCUAUUAAGUCUCCUGGA